Mytilus californianus (California mussel) is the source of this 928-nucleotide messenger RNA. Its product is annotated as putative ankyrin repeat protein RBE_0317. Gene Ontology annotation, molecular function: protein binding. Lineage: Eukaryota; Metazoa; Mollusca; Bivalvia; Mytilida; Mytilidae. The record is from RefSeq and is a predicted model, not a curated record. Bases 152 to 739 code for a protein of 195 amino acids. The transcript is spliced from 8 exons.
GUGCAAGUUAUUUCAAAAUUGGGUUGUGUAAAUACGUCAUUUUUAUCGAUCGACAUUGAAUUUAACAAAAUAAUCUGUCAUAAGCAUAGUUUUGAAAGAUAAAAAAGUCUAAGAUAGGAGAUGGACAGAGAUUAGCUAAAUAAGAUAGAAGAUGGCAAGUCGGCAGCUAAAUCAGGCUCUCCGUGACGCGGCUAAAGCCGGAGAUUUAGAAAAGGUCAGGAAUUAUCUUGCCUCUGGUGCUGAAAUUAACGCUGGACACUGGUAUUAUGGUGAUACUCCCUUACACUCAGCUGCUAGUGGUGGACAUCUCAACAUAGUGCAAUUGUUAUUAGAAAGAACAGAUAUAGAUCCAAAUAAAGAAAAUAAGGCUGGUGAAACUCUUUUACACUUAGCUACUAAAGGUAGACACUUCAACAUACUUCAAUUGUUAUUAGAAAGAACAGACAUCGAUCCAAAUAGAGAAAAUAAGUACGGUGAUACUACCUUACACAUAGCUACUAUUUAUGAACACCUUGAUAUUGUCCAAUUGUUAUUAGGAAGAACAGAUAUAGAUCCAAAUAAAGUAAAUAAGAGUGGGAAAACUCCGUUAUUCUCAGCUGUUCUAAACAGAGAUAUCGAAAUAGUUCAAUCCUUAUUAAACAGAACAGAUGUAGAUCCAAAUGAAAAAAAUACGGUAUGCAGUAUGUAUUAUCAACCAUUGAAAAGGCAGAUGGCACUGUCAGUAAAACAUAAACUGUAAUCUUAAACCCUUAAGUCCGUUUACAUAUAUAAGUCCUAAAAUAUGCGCAACAAUACCAAUAUAAGAUGGUUAUAUACGACGAUGAUGUUAUACAAUCGUAUUGCAAAAUCAUCGGCCGAACAUGACAUUUAUAAUAUUUUCCAUAUAUGCGCAUUCUUACCUAUUAUGGACGAUCGGAUACAUAACAAA